AUGGGAACGAGUUCGCGCGCAAAACGGGGGAGAGGGAGGCCGCCGAAAGUGGUGCCAUCGAUCCCGGAGAAUCAACUGUCAUCGCCGUCCCAGGUGAUGGUGAACUCUGAUCCUAAUCUACCGGAGGUUCUUGCGAAGGUGGAGGGAGAGGUAGAGGAAGGAGAAGCUAGCGACAUUGAAAGAGUGUUCGUUGCUCCAAACAUUAUUGAUGGUGGUAUUGAGAUUGAAAUCGAAGACGAAGACAUAGCCUCUGAGGUCAAAUACUGGGAAAACGCACUUAUUCUCUAUGCGAUGGGAGAGGAUUUGAGCAUGCAUAUGGUGAAGAAUUUCAUGGAGAAGGCGUGGAACUUUAUCAAGCUACCUGAAUUAGGGGUGUUACACAAUAUCCCUCUGAUGCUUAAGGAAUGGAAGCCAGACUUUAACCUUAAGAGAGAUAUGCUACACACCAUUCCCCUGUGGGUUAAACUACCUCGACUCCCUCUUCACCUAUGGGGAGCUAGAAGUCUGAGUAAAAUUGGUAGUGCUUUGGGUGUUCCACUUGUUACAAAUGAAUGCACGGCUAGAAAAUUGCGUGUGUCUUAUGCGCGGAUCUUGGUUGAGGUGGACAUAACAAAAGAAUUGUUCAAAGAGAUAACUAUAAAGGAUUGUGAAGGAAGGAAACUCCAGCAGCCUGUGGAAUACGAAUGGAAACCACUAUACUGUGAUAGAUGCAAGAGCAUUGGCCACAAGUGUAAAGACUAUGUGAAAAAGCAAUGGAUGCCAAAAGGAAACCCCCCAGAAACUACAUCAACUGAUCCAAUACAGGGCACUACUACAGAGUCAAUAAUUGUAAAGAGUAGGGAGGGCACACCUCUAACUAAGGAACCUGAGAAUACACCUGAGCAGAAUGAGAAGGGAGCUGAAGAUGCUACUUGGAUUGAGGCCAGGUCGACAAUAAAAGAUAGAGGCAAACUUAAAGAGAUUAGUUCCCGUCUCAAUUUGCUUAAGCCUGACAUUGUGAUUUUAAUUGAAACUCGAGUUAAGAGUGAUAAAGCUAAACAGAUUAGAGAUAAACUCCAUGUUCAUGAGUGUUAUGUGGACAAUUAUCAAUACCAUGACAAUGGUAGAAUCUGGAUAUCUUGGAAUGAUAAUGCUAUAGAUGUGAAAGUAGUUAAAAGCUCUGACCAAUACAUCCACUGUGGGAUCUAUGAUGCAAAUGGGACAUUGCUUUAUUGGCUCACUGCCAUCUAUGGGAAGAACCAACUUGAGCAGAGGAAAUUACUAUGGAAGACUAUUGCAAAUAUUCAACCUAGUAACCAAGAUCCCUGGUGCCUCAUGGGAGAUUUUAACAAUGUUUUGAAGGCUCGAGACAGAAUAGGGGGAAGAUUAAUAACUGACUCUGAAUAUGUUGAUCUAUGGGAUAUGAUGACAUCUGCUGGUCUUACUGAGAUGGAUGGAUGUGGGGACUAUUACACUUGGUGUAAUAGACAUACUAAUGACACUAUCUAUUCAAGGAUAGAUAGGCUCAUUGGCAAUGUGGAAUGGUUCAAGAAGUACAAUGACUAG
Messenger RNA from Vicia villosa (hairy vetch), 1545 nucleotides. RefSeq lists its product as uncharacterized. Gene Ontology annotation, molecular function: catalytic activity. NCBI's taxonomy places the organism in Eukaryota, Viridiplantae, Streptophyta, Magnoliopsida, Fabales, Fabaceae. The record is from RefSeq and is a predicted model, not a curated record. The coding region runs from base 1 to 1545 and encodes 514 amino acids. The transcript has 4 exons.